CUCCACUAUCUGUAAUUUACUACUGCGUGUGUGUGAAUAGAGAAAAGAUAUGGCGAUGGCACUUAAAUUGGGUGGCAUAGCAAAAUCAUCUUCAUCAUGGCUGCCACUGAAAAGAUUUGUAAAUACACAAAACAAGAAAUGGGUAUUCAACCCUUUAGCCUGUUCUUUAAGUAGCUCAUCAAAAUCAAGUAAACAGCUUAUACUUUACUCCAAGCCUGGCUGUUGUUUGUGUGAUGGUCUCAAAGAAAAGCUUAAUGCUGCUUUCUCUCUCUCCCCCACUGACCCUUCUCUCUCUCUCCAAGAUGUUAAUCUUGAGAUAAGGGAUAUUACUACGAAUCCUGAGUGGGAAAAGGCUUAUGAGUAUGAAAUUCCGGUUCUUGCUAGAGUCGGUCCUGAUGGCACUGAGGAAAUCCUUCCUCGGUUAUCUCCUCGCCUUGGAGUUGCACUUAUCCAGAAGAAAGUAGCUGCAGCCUUUGACCACUAACAUGUUUGGAAUUUAAUCAAUUGUGAUAUAUUCUAGAGUAUGUUGUGACCAUUGUUAUAUACAUGCUGCUUUACAUCUUGGAGGGAAAUCUUGAUUAUAGUAUAUUUGGUGGCGGGCAAGGGGCGUUGUACUUGUUCCAACUUGACAAAUUGAAGAACUCAAUUUUAUUGUACAAUUUCAAUUUUGCAAGUCAUUAUUUCAAUUCUGUCAACUAGGUUCAUGCUAGGUGCAUAUGUCUGAAUUUAUGUUGAUCAUUCCUACUGCGUCCGUGUUGUACAUAUGGUAGACCAUAGAUCUGUAUAGAUGUACUUCUCUCUCUA
Daucus carota subsp. sativus is the source of this 804-nucleotide messenger RNA. RefSeq lists its product as uncharacterized. Bases 50 to 484 code for a protein of 144 amino acids. The transcript has 3 exons. The record is from RefSeq and is a predicted model, not a curated record. NCBI's taxonomy places the organism in Eukaryota, Viridiplantae, Streptophyta, Magnoliopsida, Apiales, Apiaceae.